GGACACCUGCUGUGGAUUAAAAGGCUGUUACAUAAUUGCAUAUACAUAUUGACAACUGGUAAUGUGCUUUUCAACAUAUAUCCUACUGAGUGACUCAGAUUUAAUGUAGUCACUAAAAAUGCAUCAAAUCAACAUCAGUCUGCCUGUACCAGGACACACACCACCAGUACACGAUGGUUCAAAAUGAGCCAUCACCUUCGUACACCUGUGGGAAAAACGGACAACACAAUGUCGAAUGUUCCGUUGUUAGGUUUAAUUCCCUCAUCCACUUCUGAUAAUUGACCACACUGCACGUGAAAGUAAGAGUAAGCAUGCAGGUCAUACCCUCCAUUCCAGUAACCUGCACAGCUGGCGGCUUUUACCUGUGCUGUGGAGGUGAAAGAUCCGCUCUCAACAGCUGGUAAAAACGUGCUGUGCGCUCCUGCUCGGACUGCACCCAGCGCACAGGGAGCAAAUCCGAGCCAUCUGACGCGGAGGAUUUGUCGGCGGAAUUGCUUCCCCCUCCUCUGUGAGAUUAAAUACCGUGGCAUCCAUGUAUAGAUUCUCACUACGUUUAAGGCGUGCGCGGAAUGCGCGUCCUGUGCGGGAAAAGUUGCGGGAGCAGCGUGAAGUUGUGAGACUUUGGGCGCUGGACACCAUGCACACGGAUGUGGUGCUGCUCAACCUGCUGCUCUGGACGGUCGGUGUGUCCGGCCAGCCGCGUCCAAGAGGUCAGAUGCUGCAGUCACACCGGCACGUCAGAUCGAAAAGAGAAAUGCCUCCAACAGUAGCACCCCAUGGCAAGAACAGCAGUCCCAUCUUCAAGAGUCCAGAUAUAACUAAAGCCUGGGGUUCGAACACGGAGCGACUGCUGAGGAUAGAGGACCAUGACUUUACAAUGCGACCAGGAUUUGGAGGGCCUGCAGUCCCAGUUGGAGUGGAUGUUCAGGUUGAAAGUUUGGAUGCUAUUUCAGAGGUUGAUAUGGACUUUACUAUGACCCUGUAUCUGAGGCACUACUGGAAAGAUGAACGUCUGGCCUUUAAAAGCAACCACAACCAGAGUAUGACCUUCGAUAGCCGCCUGGUGAAGAAAAUCUGGGUACCUGACAUGUUUUUUGUCCAUUCUAAGAGGUCCUUCACCCAUGACACCACCACUGACAACGUCAUGCUAAGAGUUUACCCAGAUGGCAAAGUCCUUUACAGCCUCAGGGUGACGGUCACAGCCAUGUGUAGCAUGGACCUGAGCCGCUUCCCUCUCGAUACUCAGACCUGCUCUUUGGAGAUAGAGAGCUAUGCAUACACAGAUGAUGACCUGCUGCUCUACUGGAAGGAAGGGAACAGGUCAUUAAACACAGACAAGGGAAUUUCUCUCUCCCAGUUUCUGAUCCAGGAGUUCCAUACCACCACAAGACUGGCCUUUUACAGCAGCACAGGCUGGUACAACCGUCUGUACAUCAACUUCACUCUGCGGCGUCAUAUCUUCUUCUUCCUGCUGCAGACCUACUUCCCUGCCACUCUCAUGGUCAUGCUGUCCUGGGUGUCCUUCUGGAUUGACCGCCGGGCCGUUCCUGCCAGAGUGCCACUGGGUAUAACUACGGUGCUCACCAUGUCCACCAUCAUUACUGGAGUCAACGCUUCCAUGCCCAGAGUGUCAUACAUCAAAGCUGUGGACAUUUACCUGUGGGUCAGUUUUGUCUUUGUGUUCCUGUCGGUGAUAGAAUACGCUGCAGUCAACUACCUGUCUACACUACAAGAACGCAAGGAGAGGAAACUCAGAGAGAGGCUGCCGUGUACUUGUGGCAUGGCUCAUCCUGGCAUGAUGUCAGCCAGCUACAGUGAGGUUGAUGCCAACACAACAGGGAAUUAUGGCUUAUCAGAAGAGAAUGGGGUGAAACGUGAGAGGAUGCUGGUGCAGCUGGCGAUGGAGAGCGACCAGGUUACUGGCCAUGUUGGCACCAGCACCUACAGCAAAGCCUGGAUUGAUACACAUGUCAUAGAUAAGUACUCCCGGGUCAUCUUUCCUGGAUCUUACAUCCUCUUCAACAUCAUCUACUGGUCUAUCUACUCAUAAUGCAGAUGGGACUCAAAGAGACCUGUGGGUGACCAAGGUCUGAACACCUCUAGCAGGUGUGUGAAAAAUCUGCUUCCCCGCUUGUAAAAGUGGUUAACAGAUGCACUCAGUAGAGUGGAGACUUGUGCACUAAACUUGCAGAUUUAGGCUUUCAGUGUCUUGUGUCACAUUUGUAAGAAAGAGGAAGGAGCAGACCAAUCCAAAGAUAGAAGGAAGUCUUCAGGCAGAACCCAGAACCAGACACUCUAACAUGAGCUAACUCAACGCUCAACACAUUCUACUAAACCUUCAUCUUCAGUCGCUGCAAAAUGUUGAGAAUGUUUAACAAUAAACCUGUUAAUGAUGCUAUUACAAACACUUACAUAAGCAUCUUGUAAGGACGUAUUAGCUAUUAACUAACUUUUAGUUCAAGGACCUUAAUAUAAGCUAACCUUAACAAACAUUACUGAGGUGAGCACGUAAAGGCAACAAUGUGUUAUUUCAUUCUUUGUUGUGGACCAACUGAAGCAAACUAAACAAGAGUGAAAUGAAGAGCCAGAGAACUUUUUGACCUUUUGACUGUCAAACCAGUGUGGGCCUCAGUGUGCUGGUGCUCUACUAAAGAAAACAGCAAGUAGCUCUGUAUAGUUGCCCCAGUGAUUCUGUGGAAAGCACUUUCCUGAUAUAUUUUGCAAUGUGCACAGAGCACUGAUCCUUUAAACAGAUACGCUGAAUUGACACCUAUGGUUAACCUCCAAAGCAUUAUACAUAAAAACAAGGACAUCCUGCUGUGUAUUGAGAAGACACUUUCUGUAGAUAAUAUACAUGGAUGUUUUGACAAAGGGUAUGACUAGGUUACUUGGACAUAUCUGGAUUUUGCUUUUGAUAUGCCAAAAGUUCCUUUUUUGUGUGGCUCAGUCAUUGUGUUGUUGUGUUACAGUUGCACCAUUAUUAACAAACAGAAUCAAUGGUUAUUUGUACUUAAACCAACAUCUGUUUGUGCUGUAAAAGGUUUUAAAAAAAUGUUCAUGGUUUAAUGUAAUUGACCUUUUUCUAAGCUUGAACCUACAUUUAGACAUUAGUGUAAAUCUCAGAUGGAACUGGAGCUAUUUCUACUUUAACUUCUCCAUCUCUUGUAACUGUUCUCAUCGGCAUAGUGUCAUAUUAAAUCACGUGUUGACUUUGUGCUAAGUCAGUGUACGGAACUCUUGA
Messenger RNA from Acanthopagrus latus (yellowfin seabream), 3241 nucleotides. RefSeq names its product gamma-aminobutyric acid receptor subunit rho-1-like. Gene Ontology annotation, biological process: chemical synaptic transmission; regulation of membrane potential; nervous system process. Gene Ontology annotation, cellular component: membrane; synapse; GABA-A receptor complex. The transcript has 10 exons. Gene Ontology annotation, molecular function: GABA-A receptor activity; extracellular ligand-gated monoatomic ion channel activity; neurotransmitter receptor activity. Bases 533 to 2050 code for a protein of 505 amino acids. Lineage: Eukaryota; Metazoa; Chordata; Actinopteri; Spariformes; Sparidae. The record is from RefSeq and is a predicted model, not a curated record.